CGCGGAGUUGCGCCCGCGCCCGGGGCCCCGCGUCCCCGCGCCCCGCGAACUCCGGCGGCGGCUGAGGCGACGGCUGCGCGGCCCGAGCAGCAUGCCGAGGAGGAAGCAGCAGGCCCCCCGGCGCUCGGCAGCUUACGUUCCUGAGGAAGAACUGAAGGCAGCAGAAAUAGAUGAAGAAAACGUGGAGGAGGAUGGGCUGCCUUUGGACGUUCAGGAAAGCGACUUCGUGUGCAAUGAGGAGGCGGAGCUCAAGGAGGCCCCGAGCUACCAGAACUCCCCCAUCAGCACCGCGACUAAUCAGGACGCCGGCUACGGGUCGCCGUUCAGCGAAAGCAGCGACCAGCCAGCCCCUUUCAAGAGCUCUUCCUGCAAGGAAGAGAAAGAGGAGGCCCAGGGCCGGGAGGGCGUCUCCUACCCCCAGGACAGCUUGGCCCAGAUCAAGGCCGUGUAUGCAAACCUCUUCUCGGGGUCCUGCUGGUCCAGCUUGGCUCUGGAUUUGAAGAAGUCCGGCUCGACCACCGGCAACAGCGAUGCCGGCCAGAAGGAGGGCUCCACCCCCGCCGCCACGCCCCCCACCAGUACCGCGGGGGCCACCGGGACCACGGCGAGCACCCCCAGCUCGGGCUCCGGCUCCGGCACCAGCGCCAGCGGCGGCUCCGGGUACGACUGGCACCAGGCCGCCCUGGCCAAGACGCUGCAGCAGACGUCCUCGUACGGGCUGCUGCCCGAGCCCAGCCUCUUCAGCACCGUGCAGCUCUACCGGCAGAACAACAAGCUGUACGGCUCCGUGUUCACGGGCGCCAGCAAGUUCCGCUGCAAAGACUGCAGCGCCGCGUACGACACGCUGGUGGAGCUGACGGUGCACAUGAACGAGAUGGGGCACUACCGCGACAACAACAGGGACAAGGACUCCGAGAAGACCAAGCGGUGGUCCAAGCCCAGGAAGCGCUCCCUGAUGGAGAUGGAGGGCAAGGAGGACGCGCAGAAGGUACUCAAGUGCAUGUACUGCGGCCACUCCUUCGAGUCCCUGCAGGACCUGAGCGUGCACAUGAUCAAGACGAAGCAUUACCAGAAAGUGCCUCUCAAGGAGCCGGUGCCGGCCAUCACCAAGCUGGUCCCUUCCACCAAAAAGCGGGCGCUGCAGGACUUGGCGGCCCCCUGCUCCCCCGAGCCGGCGGGCGUCACGGCCGAAGUGGCGCCGAGCGAGUCAGCCAAGGACCAGAAGUCGGCCAACCCGUACGUGACGCCCAACAACCGCUACGGCUACCAGAACGGGGCCAGCUACACCUGGCAGUUCGAGGCCCGCAAGGCCCAGAUCCUCAAGUGCAUGGAGUGCGGCAGCUCCCACGACACCCUGCAGCAGCUCACCGCCCACAUGAUGGUCACCGGCCACUUCCUGAAAGUGACCACCUCCGCCUCCAAGAAAGGGAAGCAGCUGGUGCUGGACCCCAUGGUGGAGGAGAAGGUCCAGUCCAUUCCCCUGCCCCCCACCACGCACACGCGGCUGCCCGCCGCCCACGCCAAAAAGCAGCCCGACUCUCCCUCGGGGCCCGCGACCUCAGAGGAGAAGAAGGAGCCCGAGAAGGAGAAGGCGCUGCCGGCGGCGUCCGGGGACGCAGACAAGCAGAUCAAGGAGGAGGGUGAGGACGCCGCCGACAAGUUCGAGCCCACCACCCUCUACCAGUACCUCCGCGAGGAGGACCUGGACGACAGCCCCAGGGGCGGGGUGGACAUCCUGAAGUCCCUGGAGAACACGGUCUCCACGGCCAUCAGCAAAGCGCAGAACGGCGCCCCCUCGUGGGGCGGCUACCCCAGCAUCCAUGCCGCCUACCAGCUGCCGGGCACCGUGAAGCCGCUGCCGACCGUGCAGAGCGUGCAGAUGCAGCCGUCCUACGCCAGCAGCGUGAAGCCUCUGUCCUCGGAGCACGGCGCGCUCCUGCACUCCCCGGGGAGCCUCACGCCGCCGCCCCACAAGAGCAACGUGUCGGCCAUGGAGGAGCUGGUGGAGAAGGUCACGGGCAAGGUCAGCGUGAAGAAGGAGGAGAGGCCGGCGGAGAAGGAGAAGGGGUCGCCGGCCAAGGCCGCGUCCCCCGCGGCCAAGGAGAAUAAAGACUUCCCCAGGGCCGAGGACCUGGGCGGCGGCGGCAGGCCCCAGCAGAAGAAGGGCCCCGAAGCCGAAGCGGGGAAGACCAGGAAGGAGGGUGCGGUGGACGCCCACACCCCGAACGGCACAGAGCCCCUCAAGGCCAAAGUCACCAACGGCUGUAACAACCUGGGCAUCAUCACGGACCACUCGCCCGAGCCCUCCUUCAUCAACCCGCUGAGCGCCCUGCAGUCCAUCAUGAACACCCACCUGGGCAAAGUGUCCAGGCCCGUGAGCCCCUCGCUGGACCCGCUGGCCAUGCUCUACAAGAUCAGCACCAGCAUGCUGGACAAGCCGGCCUUCCCCGCCCCGCCCGCCAAGCCGCCCGGCACCCUGGACCGCUACUGCUACGAGAACAGCGACCAGCCCAUCGACCUGACCAAGUCCAAGAGCAAGGCCCUGGCCCCGGGCGCCGCCGACGGCGUGUCCUCGCCGCUCCGGGAGAGCGCGCUCAUGGACAUCUCGGACAUGGUGAAGAACCUCACGGGCCGGCUGACCCCCAAGUCCUCCACGCCUUCCACCGUGUCGGAGAAGUCGGACGCCGACGGCAGCAGCUUCGAGGAGGCAGUGGACGAGCUGUCGCCCGUGCACAAGAGGAAGGGGCGGCAGUCCAACUGGAAUCCGCAGCACCUGCUCAUCCUGCAGGCCCAGUUCGCCUCGAGCCUGCGGGAGACCCCGGAGGGUAAGUACAUCAUGUCGGACCUGGGCCCUCAGGAGCGGGUGCACAUCUCCAAGUUCACCGGGCUCUCCAUGACCACCAUCAGCCACUGGCUGGCCAACGUCAAGUACCAGUUGCGGAGGACAGGGGGGACCAAGUUCCUGAAGAACCUGGACACAGGGCAUCCUGUUUUCUUUUGCAACGAUUGUGCCUCUCAGUUCAGAACUGCUUCCACGUACAUCAGUCAUCUAGAGACACACUUAGGCUUCAGCUUGAAGGAUCUCUCCAAGCUGCCACUGAAUCAGAUUCAAGAACAGCAGAAUGUUUCCAAAGUCCUGGCGAACAAAGCAUUGGGCCCGGUGGGAGCCGCCGAGGACGAUCUGGGCUCCACAUUCCAGUGCAAGCUCUGCAACCGGACUUUCGCGAGCAAGCACGCAGUCAAACUGCACCUUAGUAAGACCCACGGCAAGUCCCCCGAGGACCACCUGAUCUACGUGACGGAGCUGGAGAAACAGUAGCCCUGGGUCCGCGCGCGGGCCCGUGGCACAUUGCACUAAACGUCGUCAUACUGCACUAGGCCUGGCCUGAGCCUCCGAAAUCAGCCUGCCCUUUGUUGCUGACUGCCUGUCUGGACCUUGGUUUUUCUUACACAUAUUUUGUAGUUAUAUUUAUAUGCUCUUCGUCCGAUUGUGCAUGUUCCGUUUCUUUUUCCGUGAGUCAAAGUCUGACCUUUAUUUUCAACAUCUGUUCUCGAUGUUCAGCUCUCUUUUGUAGGAAAUAGUGGGGCACACUACUCAGAGACAUUUACUUAGCAGGAAAGAAAGACACAAAUAACAAUGAGAAAAGACGUCCUAAAAUUACAAAGUUGGCAUGACAAUAAAGGUCAUAGAACCUCCUAGUGUCAAAUUUAACCCUUUGAGGACUGUAAUCGCAUUUCUGUGCCUUUCACUCAAAAAAAAAAAAAAAAGAAAAAAGAAAAAAAAAGGCUUAAAGGCAUUUCAUUCAGAUCAAAAGCUGUGUCAGACACAAAACUUAUUUAAUAAUUAAAAAACGAGCUUUUAUAUGCAGAACUGGUUUGUGAAGGAAGCAUGCAUGCAGCUGUUGGAAAACAGAAAGUUGUCUAGGACUCGGGGUUAGGAAGCCACAACUUCACAUGUUUAAAACAAACAAAACAAAAACUAACAGCAGCGACAACAAACACCCCAGUUGCCACUAUGCCCAAACCCUCUGGAUGCUGAAAAAAUGCCACUUUUGGCAAAAAAAAAAAAAAAAAAAAGUAUGCAAGCUAUUAUUUAAAAAUGUGUAAAAAUGCUAUUUCUUUUUUCUGUAAAAUACUGCAGUUUAUAGUUAUUUACAGAUGUAAGCUUUGGUACAAGCUGACCUUUCUAUAAGCGUGCUGCAUUGGUAAAUGAAAAAAAAAUGGGGCAAAUGUUGGAGUCCUUUCCUUGUAAAUUGCCGGCAUCAGCUUAAAAACUCCUGUAUGUUACAUAUCGUCCCAUUUUAAUCUAUUCAACUUUCUUUGUACCUUCUGGCUGUAUGCUUUCUCUUUUAACUUUUUAUAUUGUCAUUUUAUAUUAAAUUUCUGUGUAUAUAGUGUACAACCACAAUUUUUGAAUAAAAUUUAGUUCCUGCAGCUUGAUUUAAAUAGAGAAAUUUUACUGCAACCUGCAUCUUUCCAGAUGCAUGUAUAUCAGACAAAAAUAAAUAAAUGAAAACAGAGCGAGCGAUGCACUAUUAAUUAUACAUUUUGAUGUUCUAUCAUUAAUAUUGUACAGUACAUUUCGGUUCACACAAUUAAAUCCACUGUUUUCUCAAAUGUAAAAUAAACCCACAUGCAGUUCUUGAUUUACAUAGAUUGUCAUGUCGUCAUUAUUUUGCCUUUGAGAUGUUAUUUCAGCGACGAGAGGUAUGGCUUAUGCAAUCAACCAACAGAAAUCCUGGUCGGAAUCAUCAUUUCAUGAUUUGUGUGCUGACACGCUUCGUUCAAAUGAGCAGUGUUGCAUUUCUUAAGAUGAUAAUUAAAAAGUUUAACCCCGCUGGGUGCCACCGGGUACCUGAGGAUAGCCGUUGAGCGAUGGCUGGCUUGUACAGCGAGGGACUGAGGUGCUUCCUUCGAAGAAUGCUUCCGCACUAUUUGGAAAUGUUUACAGUUAUCCUCUGUGUGCGUCCGGAGCCUUAACGGUGGGGGGCGGUCGAAGGGCAGGUCUUGCUCUAUAGCAGCAGACCCUGGGGGGCUUGGAAUUGGUUCUGCGUUGCUCCAAAGAGGAAAGC
This is a messenger RNA of Globicephala melas (long-finned pilot whale), 5072 nucleotides long. RefSeq names its product teashirt zinc finger homeobox 1 (gene TSHZ1). Gene Ontology annotation, cellular component: nucleus. Gene Ontology annotation, molecular function: DNA binding; DNA-binding transcription factor activity, RNA polymerase II-specific. The record is from RefSeq and is a predicted model, not a curated record. Gene Ontology annotation, biological process: regulation of transcription by RNA polymerase II. Lineage: Eukaryota; Metazoa; Chordata; Mammalia; Artiodactyla; Delphinidae.